UACUAAUGUGACAAACUUCUCGUCAAAUGCUGAGGCGUUUGUUUGUGAAAGCUAAGCGUUUAGAUAGAGCUGCCACUCCAAAAAGUCUGUGGGAUUGCCCUGCGUGUUUUUUUUUCUUCUUCUUUUUCUGCCGUAUCUAAAUAUAAGACGGUGACAAAUAGUCCAAAUAGCCUACAGUAGCAACCCAACUGUGAUGUGGGGGUGGUGCGGCUCUAUCUCCAAAAGUCUCCUCUGUUGGAUCCGGAGUGCGUCAAGAGAAGGUCGCAGAGUGCCUCAGCUGCCGCGCGCGGCCGACUUUCCCCCUUUCAUCUCGUUACCAUGAAGAGACAAAACGCCAGGACGCUCGCCCUCAUCGUCAGCAUCCUCACCUACCUGGUGGUCGGGGCGGCCGUCUUCGAGACCCUGGAGUCCAAACAGGAGAAAAGUCACAAGAGGAGGCUGGACGCCAGGAAGUACGAACUCAUGCGCAAAUUUAACUUGACCAAAGCGAACUUCGAGGAGCUCGAGCUCGUCGUUUUACAGCUCAAACCUCACAAAGCCGGAGUCCAGUGGAAAUUCGCGGGCUCCUUUUACUUCGCCAUCACUGUGAUCACGACCAUAGGUUACGGCCAUGCAGCGCCCAGCACCGACUCAGGGAAGGUGUUCUGCAUGUUCUAUGCCCUGCUUGGGAUCCCGCUCACCCUUGUAAUGUUCCAGAGCCUGGGAGAGCGCAUCAACACGUUCGUCAGAUACCUGCUGCAUCAAGCCAAAAAGUGCCUGGGAAUGCGUCAGACCGAGGUCUCCAUGGCGAACAUGGUGACGGUCGGCUUCUUCUCCUGCUUGAGCACUCUGUGUGUGGGCGCCGCGGCGUUCUCCCACUGCGAGGGAUGGAGUUUCCUGCACGCCUUCUACUACUGCUUCAUCACACUCACCACCAUCGGUUUUGGAGAUUAUGUGGCUCUGCAGAGGGACGACGCGCUGCAGAACGACCCGCGCUACGUGGCUUUCUGCUUCGUCUACAUCCUCAUGGGCCUGACGGUGAUCGGGGCGUUCCUGAAUCUCGUCGUGCUUCGCUUCCUGACCAUGAACACUGAGGACGAGCGCCGGGAUGCCAAGCAGAAGGCCUUGAUGACCGUGGGCAAGCCCCGAGGGGAGGUGACUCGUCUUCUACCACUCUCAACCUCAACCUCGUCCACCGUCGUAGCCAACGACGCCACAAAGGCUAAAGAUUUAAAAGGUGCUUACACCGAGGUGUUGCAUUUCCAAACGAUAUGCUCCUGCUUGUGGUACAGAAGCAAAGAGAAGCUGCAGGGUUCCAUACCCACCAUGAUCCCUCAGGAGAUGACUUUCUCAGAUGCCUACUUGCAGCAGAACAGUAACUGUCCUCACUACAUGGAUCCUGGAUCAACAGGCUGUGUGUGCAGUCCACGUCAAUGCACCAGCAUAAGCUCCAUAACAACAGGCCUACACAUUCUGUCUCCAUUCAAUCUGUUUAAGAGACGCAGCUCCGUUUAGCCUUUCACAGCAGCUGAUGACAACACUUAACUGCAACUAGAUACACUGGCUGGUGGUGACAGAGGAAGGCAACAUGGUGACGGCCAGACAGGAGCCCCGUCUGGUCCUGGUGUCCCUGUCCUGCCAGGGC
This is a messenger RNA of Poecilia latipinna (sailfin molly), 1624 nucleotides long. It is a transcript of the gene kcnk3b, whose product is annotated as potassium channel, subfamily K, member 3b. Gene Ontology annotation, molecular function: open rectifier potassium channel activity; potassium ion leak channel activity; molybdenum ion binding. The transcript is spliced from 3 exons. Gene Ontology annotation, cellular component: plasma membrane; mitochondrial inner membrane. The record is from RefSeq and is a predicted model, not a curated record. Gene Ontology annotation, biological process: potassium ion transmembrane transport; nitrate metabolic process; stabilization of membrane potential. Lineage: Eukaryota; Metazoa; Chordata; Actinopteri; Cyprinodontiformes; Poeciliidae. Bases 319 to 1494 code for a protein of 391 amino acids.